GCCUUCUCAUGCAACAUUGCUAUAUGCUUCUCUUUGAUUAAAAAGAAGCAAAAAUAAUUGGAUCCAUUUGGAUCUUCUUCUUCUUCUUCUUCGGUUAAGUCAUUUGGAUCAUGAUACUUGUUGACUCAUUACCAUUUGGAUCAUUUGCUAUGUACUUCUCUAUGAUUAGAAACCAGCAAAACUAAUUUGGAUCAUUUGAUACUUUCUUUUUGUCCUUCAUCAGUCCUGAAAAAGCACAGCUUGAGAAUGCACAAAUACCUUCGGAUGGCGACCAAUGCCAUUUCCCAAAAGAAGGCAGAGAAGAUAUCCAUUCAUGGCAAGUUGGCUCUCAUGUGGAAGAUAUCGAUCCCGAGAUUCAUUCUACUUUUCCUAAAAACCUCAACUCUGGAUUGACAACCAAUCCAAGAUCAUGGCAUACUCGAAGCUCCUCGCGUCGCAGACAUCAUCUAAGAAAUGCUCAUGGAAUUCUAAAUAUCAUAGGAUGGGGGACCUUCUUGCCCAUUGGAGUGAUCAUUGCAAGGUACUAUAGGAAUCUGCCCAUGAAGUAUAAGGAAUGGUACUCACUUCACAUUUUGUGUCAGAUCUCGGGAUUUAUUCUGGGAACUAUUGGAUGGGGCAUUGGCAUGAAGCUUGGAAAUGCCUCCGAAACCCAUCGAAUUCUCAGUACCAUUGUUUUCAUAUUGGCAACAACACAAGUUUUCGCUGCCCUCUUCUUGCAACCAAAGGAAGAUGACAAGUACCGAAAAUACUGGGAAGUGCAGCAUUAUCUUCUGGGCUAUGUGCUGAUCGCGCUGAUAAUAGUAAACAUCUUCCAAGGCAUUAGCAACCAGAAACCUGCUGAGAAAUGGAAAUGGUCUUAUGUGGGAUUACUUGGAGUUUUAGCUUCCACUGCAGUGGCUCUGGAAAUUCUGAAAUGGAUUGAGUUCAUAAAACACCGGCGAGUGGUGCUGAACAACAAUUCGUACAACACUUCCUCAUAAGUUCAUUUUGGCUGCUUCCCAUCUUCAUAAUUCAUUUCUGUUUCUUUCUGGUUUUUAACUCUUUGGAGCAGCAGCCAUUUUGGAGAACUGCCAUUACAAGCUUCCGUGAUUUUGAAUAAUACCAGAUAAAUUUGUCGGUAAACUAAGUCAAUGAAUGAGUCUUCAUUUGAUCCAAUAAUCAUUAAUCUGACGGUGCCACUGCUAAUCACAAUAUUCAGUUUCAUUCAAUACUUUUCCCAUGUAUGUUUCCUGGGCAGAUCUAAAGAUGACAAAUUCCCUGUUAAAAUUAGUUGCAGCUAACAUGAAAGAUGUGAGCUUUGGUAUGCAAUUUGGUGGAAGAAGAUUAAGAAAGGCCGAGAAGCCAUUAAUUAUUGAAGUCAUUUUCACAAAAAUAAAAAAUUAAUUAAUUUUAGCUAUCAAAAUGUUGUUCUCCAUCACUGUACCUGGUAUUAAAGAUUAGUCAUUCAUCGAGACAGAAGCCAUUAAUAAAUUUUUCAGACAUACUUGGAACAUUUUUUUCUCUUCUUUCUUCCUCAUUAUUUUGUUGUCCCAGGUCUUUUUCAAAGAGAAGCCAACAUUUAUGACCUGUUUAAUUCUAAAGAACAAGUUCUGUUCUUCAUUUUUUUUUUAUUUAAUUAAAAGUUAAGGAUAUCUUUUAAUUUUUUUAUUUUCAAUAUUGAUAUAAACAUUAUAAAUGAUGUAAGCUAAAAGUCAAAAACUGUAACAUUUUUAUAAUUUUAAAGCAUAAAAUAAAAUAAUAUAAAUUUUAAUUUUUAGUUCUAAUAUAAAUAUAAAAUAGUAUGAAAGGGCAAAAAGGGAGAGAGCAAAAUAUUCCUCGCCAGACGGCAGAAAUGAAAUGCCACCUUAGGAUUCGCAGAGCAGCACUGUUUACAAAACUCCCUCACCCAGCUGGGAAGAGGACCAAAUGAGCCAUCUCGUGGGCAAGAAAGGGAAGGAAGAAGAAGAACGGAGAGAAGAAGAGGGGGAUCAGUCUCGGUUUCAGUCUCCUAACAUGGCCGCAUCUUCCGCCGUGGACGGCGUAGCCGCGGCGGCUUUACGCUCGGUGCUCCAGCGAGUCCACCAGGCCGCCGAGAGGUGCGGCCGACCCUCCGAUCAGGUCAGGGUAGUGGCAGCCAGCAAGACCAAACCCGUCUCACUCAUUCGCCAGGUCUACGACGCCGGUCACCGCUGUUUCGGCGAAAACUACGUCCAGGAGAUUGUCGAAAAAGCUCCGCAGCUUCCGGAGGAUAUUGAGUGGCAUUUUAUUGGGAAUUUGCAGAGCAACAAAGUAAAACCUCUCCUGUCUGGUGUGCCAAACCUUGCCAUGGUGGAGACUGUAGAUGAUGAGAAGAUCGCAAAUCAUCUUAAUCGCACAGUUGCUAGCAUUGGAAGAAAGCCUUUGAAGGUUUUAGUUCAAGUAAAUACUAGUGGAGAAGCAUCAAAAUCAGGUGUCGAACCAGCAGGUUGUGUGGACCUUGCAAAACAUGUUAGUUUGGCCUGCCCCAACCUUGAGCUUUGUGGCCUAAUGACUAUAGGGAUGCUGGACUAUUCGUCGACUCCUGAGAACUUUAGGAUAUUGUCAAACUGCAGGCAUGAAGUCUGCAAGGCACUAGGAAUAACAGAAGAACAAUGUGAUCUGUCAAUGGGCAUGUCUGGUGACUUUGAGCAAGCAAUUGAAAUGGGCAGCACCAAUGUGAGAAUUGGCACUACAAUAUUUGGAGCAAGGGAGUAUCUAAAGAAACAAUCGAACUAGUUGCCGCAGUUGUUCUACCUUCUGGAAAGAUCUAAUGACAUUCUUGUAAUCUUCUUAAGUAUUGACUUUUGAUGGAAUCUGUCCACCAUUAUUUAAACUGGGGAAGCAACCUUCACUCCCCACAACCCACCCAAAAAAUACUUUUUUAAAAUGGAAUUAUAAAAAAAAAAUGCUCUUUUUUAUUUGUCUUGAUAAACCCCAAUUUACUUUACUAGCAUGGUGGAGGUUGGCAAGUUCACAAGUAGUCGAUGUUGUGUGUAAGAUAAUAAUGAACGAUGUAAAGGGAAAAAUGUUUGUGAACCAUCUUUUUUAAGUAAUAAAUGCAUGUGAUCUGAAGUGCGUAAUUGUGACUUGCA
Molecule: messenger RNA, 3089 nt
Organism: Malania oleifera
Lineage: Eukaryota; Viridiplantae; Streptophyta; Magnoliopsida; Santalales; Ximeniaceae
Exons: 10
Coding region: 1906-2733 (275 amino acids)
Cellular component (GO): intracellular anatomical structure
Molecular function (GO): pyridoxal phosphate binding
Source: RefSeq, a predicted model, not a curated record